ACGGGAUCACACGGGCACUCACCCCACAGCACGGUGCAGGGAGAGGCGGCGGCUGGGCCUGGGGAAGGCUUCUUCCAGGAGAGAAGGUUACAUAAAGUCACGCUUAAUCACAGGACGCAAAGCAACAGCACGUUACUGAGUUUCUCCAUAAGUUCCGUCCUUCAGCUUCUUCUCAAGCAUUCAUUUACCCCUGUGGCUUUCUGCCUUAGGGACCAGGAGAGAAUGCUCCAAUGGAGAGGUUCCAGAAGUUCAUUUUACUUCCUUUCAUCUUAGCUGCCUCGCUCACAGGUCUUGGCUUUUGUUAUUCUAUUCUGAAUGGCCCUACUAAUGCUACAGUCCUUGCUGGUUCAGAAGCCCGGUUUAACUGCACAGUGGCGAAUGGAUGGGCAAUUCUCAUUUGGUUGUUGAAUACAAAUCCUGUGCUCACUGUCAUUAAUUCUCAUGGACCUAUUGAAACGUCAGAUCGCUUCACCUCUCAGAGCUAUAACAACAGUCAAAGUUUCACCUCAGAGCUGAUCAUCCACAACACUCAGCUAAAUGACUCUGGAAGAAUUGAAUGCAGCAUCCAGAAGAUUGAUGGUAGCAGCUUUGCCUUUCUUUCUGUGCAAGUUAAUGGAACUUUACUCAUCAAAAACAGCACUUUAAUAGUUAAAGAGAACACAACAGUUGAAAUUGUUUGUGAAGCCUUAGGAUGGGCUCCAGCUCCAGACAUUACAUGGAUGACAAAUGACUCUCUCAUUGAUAAGUCGAGGUAUGUUACCCAGCAAAGUCAAGGAUCUAACAGCCUCUACAAUGCCCUGAGCGUCCUGACUUUGACUCCAAUGGAUACUGAGAUUUUGACAUGUUUAGCUGAUAUAGAAACACUCCCUAGCCCUCAGAAUGCAACCAUAGCCGUUAUUGUUGGCAACUCUACUCUAGAAAACAAUUACAGUGAAGACAGCACAAGCACGUGGGUUAUUGUACUAGCAGUUGUGUUUUCAAUUGUUGGUUUUAUUCUUCUGAUAAUUCUUAUUUGGGUUGUCGUGCGCUGCUGCUGCCUAAAGAAAGGAUCCACAUACGAAAAUGAAGUGAGGAAAAUUUCAGUUAAGAAGAAAACAGAUGACCGUUUGGGAAGCAGACAAAGGAGUGGUAGUGAAAAUCAGGGAUAUGUUCCAGAGGAACCACCUUACACAGGACAAAUCCCAACAGUCGUUUCUCUUCCGCCAAUGUCUACAAAGUUCACUGUCCCUCGUCCAGAUUUACAUACCAGUUCUGCACCAAAGGGACGACCUCAAAGACAUACCGAUUAUCCGAUCAACCCAAAGAAAAUCAGAAAUGUGACACAUGUUUAGGAUGGACUUCAGAAAAUUCUUACCUGAGUUGCAUUUUACGGGUUUGAACGGCUUCCUGCGACAGGGAAAGGUCACCGCCAGUUCUCUCAAUUUAAGCUAUAACUUAUUAUUAUUUUUGUUUAUUUCUCAUGUAAUGAAAUAAAAUUGCAACCUUUACAACAUAGUAUAUGAUAGCUCAGCAAAAUAAUGGACGUAAAGGACUGUCUUAAAUUCAGAGACAACAAAUAUGAUGAGAAUCUACAAGAACAAGAAUGUAUCGUUUCGAUUUCAAGCAAAUCAACAAAACUCCUACCAGACAGAAAUGUCCAGCUAUCCACAGGGAGGUGAAGGACUGGAACUGCUGGUGAUUAAGUAGUUCAGAGGAACUGGUUAAUAGUAAUACUGGUUAAUGCAAUAUCUAAUGCAUUUUUAAAAAACACAGCUGAUUAUCUUAAGCUCACAGAUCAACAGUAUUUUUCAAUUUAUGUUCUGUAAUAAAACCAAGGGAAGUUUUGACAGAAAGCAAAAAUCUUAAGCUGAAAAAUGUGGAUCUGAAACGACUGAUUUUUAAGAGCUGUUGCUUCAGUGAUUACUGUCUCUGAUCUACUUGGGGCUGAGUUUGGCAGCUAAAUGAUGUGGAUCACAGUAAAGGAUGGCUGAUGGUGUUCACCCUGUUGUUCCAUCAUGGAUAGAGUUGAUAAUGAUCAGGAGAAACGCAUUUUAUCUGAGCAACCAAUAGAACAGGUCCUGCAGAAGGACUCUACAUAUACCUUCCCAAUCUAAAACGUAUAGUUUCUAGAUGAAGUGUUUUGCCUGAAAUUUUGCAUUUCAUAAAAGAAAUGCUCAAACAAUGUUAUUUUUAUACAAAGGCAAACUUCUUCCAUUGCACUUGUCUUUUUACUCAUUCAAAGCAUUCUGAACUAUUCAGUGUUUUACAUGUUAAUUUUCUGCAUGAACCUAUGCAGGUGAUCUUUGAGUAAAGAUAUUGUCGCAGAAAAAUACUUUCAGUGUUAAUCAGUGCAAUGAAAAUAAGGAAUUUGAAACUUGAUCUCAGGGAAAAAAAAAUAUUGCUUUGUUUGUUUAGCAUUUAGGAUCUCAUUAAAUUUUGACAGAUUUUGCAUUGCUAGUCAUAUUUCCUGUCAGUCUGUCAGAACAAGUGCUGGGGCUAAUUCAUCUUCUGCCAUAUGUAAUUGUAUACAAAGCUCCUUCAGUUUCUGGCCGCCUCCACUUUCUGUCUUGUCUGGUUAAGGAGGAGCUUUGAAAUGCAUUCUCUUUGAAUGGAUUGUAGCAAAAACAUGGUAUGUAAAUAACUAUAGUGCUAUACAGAGAAAAUAUAAUUUGUGAAAAUGUAA
This is a messenger RNA of Gallus gallus (chicken), 2662 nucleotides long. It is a transcript of the gene IGSF5, whose product is annotated as immunoglobulin superfamily member 5. The coding region runs from base 231 to 1331 and encodes 366 amino acids. Gene Ontology annotation, biological process: cell-cell adhesion. The record is from RefSeq and is a predicted model, not a curated record. NCBI's taxonomy places the organism in Eukaryota, Metazoa, Chordata, Aves, Galliformes, Phasianidae. The transcript is spliced from 9 exons.